UCGUCGUACUGUUUCUUACUGACCAGUCUUGUUUGGUCUGAUUGAGUGGUAUGUUACAGUUUGUUAAUGUAGUUAAGUCCGAAGUGAAUUUGUAUUGUUUUGUUGUUAGUAGAGUAAGUUGUAUAAGUAUAAGCAUGCGCAUCUUCUGGUAUUGUUUAGAAUUUUGCAAAAGUGACAUGAUAACUAAAAAAGUAAUUUGUAAAUUAUUUGUUGGUAUUUUUAUGUGACACAAUUACCCAUUAAUUUUUUUAUAAACCAUUUUAUUUUCAUGGAUUUAUGAAAGUUGUUGAAUAUGUAUUUUUUCGCGUAAAAGUAUGCGCAUUAUUCCUGUAAACUCAAUCGUUGAUACUUGGAAACUGAUAGAAAAACGAGGGAAUAAUCAAGAUUGUAAUUUAGAAGACGAAACUCAAUGUAUCAGUUAUAAAACAAAGAUGCUUAAUCGUGAAAAUUGGUCUACUGAACGUAGCGGAAAUUCAUGCAGACUUUCAAAUAAAAACCGAACAGAUCAAUUGAGUUCUGGUGCUUUUGAAAAUGGAUUCCUAACGAAGGAUAAAAAUAACCAGAGAUCACUGUUAUGCAAGGACUUGUUCAUCUAUGAGUGGCGAAAGAAGUGUCUCUACUCAUUAUUACUAGGACUCAUAGUAAUGGUCAUAUUGAACCUAAGUUUAACGAUGUGGCUUUUUAAUGUUAUGGAAUUCAGUUCGGAAGGGAUUGGUGCAAUGCGAAUAAUGAAAAGAGGAGUUGAACUCAGAGGUCAAGCAGCUGUUCUGGACAAUCUUAUUGCAUCAACAAUUAGUUCAAGAAAUGGAAGAAACCUUAUGCUAGAGUCAUGGAGUAAUUUUACGGCCACUACUCGAGCUGCAAACGGUCAUAUUUCAGCGCGGCUUACUUUGAAUGAAAAACAAGUUGAUUUGAUAACGAAAUCCUUUGAAAUUGCAAGUCUUGACGGUGAAACAUUAUUUUCAGCAGAUCGAGAACAAGUUGUUGUUGGUGCCACAUUAUUAAAAGUAACAGGAGUUGGUGGUGCAACUUUUCAUGGAAGUUUAGAGACUUCACUUGUGCGAUCUGAGUCUGGAUUAGGUCUAAGGUUAGAAUCAUCAACAAGAGCAUUAGAGGUUCGCGCUUCGGAACGUGUUGUUGUCGAAUCCAGAGCUGGAGAAAUAUUGACUAAUUCAUUAUUGGAUUUGACACUACAGAGUGUUGAAGGUGCUGUCAAGUUGGAUGCGAAGAUUAUCAUUUUAAAAGGACUAACAAUACAAAUAAAAUUUACUCAUGAUGAUCAACGACAGCAUUAUCAAUCAAUACCCAAAAAUCGUUCUAUAACAAAUGAAGAAAAAUUAAGCGUUUAUCAAUUAUGUGCAUGUGCAAAUGGCAAGCUCUUUUUAGCAAGACCAGACGGAAUAUGUCAAGCAGAUAAUACAAUAUGUUAUUAAUUUGAAAAAUUAUGAGUAUCCUACAGUUACAUAUGUUACAUCCUAAUAAAGUGAAAUAUUAUUCAAAAAAAAAUGUUUUUAUCAAAAUAUAUUCCCAACAAUCCCUGUCAUAUUUCAUUUUCUUCUAUAUCAAUAU
Molecule: messenger RNA, 1569 nt
Organism: Aphidius gifuensis
Lineage: Eukaryota; Metazoa; Arthropoda; Insecta; Hymenoptera; Braconidae
Product: zeta-sarcoglycan-like
Exons: 7
Coding region: 315-1433 (372 amino acids)
Biological process (GO): cardiac muscle tissue development; heart contraction
Cellular component (GO): sarcoglycan complex; sarcolemma
Source: RefSeq, a predicted model, not a curated record